GUUCUGCUGUUCACCACCACUUUACUACUCCACCCUCACCUCACUCUCCUCAACACCACUCUCUCUAUAACCCUAAAAUCUCUGUGGCUAGCUCCUUCUUAACCUCUCAUCUCCUCUCUCUCCAACUCUCUUCUCACCAAGAAGCUGAGUAUGGAUCUUCAUCUUCUUACACCUCUCCUCUUCCUCAUCCUCCUCUCACCCCUUCAUCUCUCAGAUGCUGGUACCAUUGGUGUAAACUACGGUCGAAUCUCAGAUGAACUACCAUCUGCAUUCAAAGUAGUCCAACUCCUGAAAUCUCAAGGAAUCAACAGAGUCAAGAUCUUUGACGCAGACCCAUCAGUACUCAAAGCUUUAUCCGGAUCUAAUAUCAAAGUCACAGUAGAUCUUCCUAACGAGAUCCUCUUCUCCGCAGCUAAAAGACCUUCCUUUGCAGCUUCAUGGGUCAAACGCAAUGUAGCUGCUUAUCAUCCUUCAACACAGAUCGAAUCAAUAGCUGUUGGUAACGAAGUCUUUGUUGAUCCACACAAUACCACAAACUACCUUAUCCCUGCAAUGAGAAACAUCCACAAAGCUUUAAUCAGUUUCAAUCUCCACUCAGACAUUAAAAUCUCUUCUCCUCUUGCCUUAAGCGCUCUUCAAAACUCUUACCCUUCUUCUUCCGGAUCUUUCCGACCAGAACUCAUUGAAACUGUUAUCAAACCAAUGCUUGACUUCUUACGAGAAACUGGUUCAAGACUCAUGAUUAAUGUCUACCCUUUCUUUGCUUACGAAGGCAACUCUGAUGUCAUCCCUUUAGACUACGCUUUACUUAGAGAGAAUCCAGGAAUGGUUGAUUCAGGCAAUGGUUUAAGAUACUUUAACCUCUUCGACGCUCAGAUCGAUGCUGUCUUCGCAGCUAUGUCGGCUUUAAAGUACGAUGACAUCGAGAUCAUCGUAACAGAAACUGGCUGGCCAUCGAAAGGAGACGAGAAUGAAGUCGGAGCAACCAUAGCAAACGCAGCGUCUUACAACGGAAACCUAAUCCGUAGGAUCUUGACACGUGGUGGUACACCAUUACGACCUAAAGCAGAUCUAACGGUGUAUCUCUUCGCUUUGUUUAACGAGAACAAGAAGUUAGGUCCAACGUCUGAGAGAAACUAUGGUCUCUUCUUCCCUGAUGAGAAGAAAGUUUACGACAUACCUUUCACUACUGAAGGGCUUAAACAAUACCAUGACGGUGGUGGUCAUAAUACUCCGGUCACCGGAGAUCACCAAGUCACUACACCACCUAUGAGUGGUGGUGUAUCAAAGAGUUUGAAUGGUCAGUCUUGGUGUGUAGCUAAUGGUGACGCUGGUAAAGAAAGGUUACAAGGUGGUUUAGAUUACGCUUGUGGUGAAGGUGGUGCUGAUUGUAGUCAGAUUCAACCUGGUGCUAAUUGUUAUAGUCCUGAUACACUUGAAGCUCACGCUUCGUUUGCGUUUAAUAGUUAUUAUCAGAAGAAAGGUCGUGCCGGUGGGAGUUGUUACUUCGGCGGCGCCGCUUACGUCGUUAGCCAGCCACCAAAGUAUGGAAGAUGCGAGUUUCCGACAGGAUACUAGGAAGAAGAUUUGGGGUUUUUUAGGGUUAAUUCCUUCAUGCACGUAUAAUAUAUAUAUAUAUAAUUCGUAUUUUGAUGUAAUUUGUUUUGGUUGGAAGUUUUUAGUUAAUUUUUGUAACUUCUGACUUCUUUUUUUUAUAAUGUUGGGUUGUUAAUAUCGACUGAGACGAUGUUCUUGAUAUUAAACUAUUAAUGUUGGUUAAGCUGCAUAAGUCAGAGAAAUGCCAUGAGUAUA
Capsella rubella is the source of this 1812-nucleotide messenger RNA. RefSeq names its product glucan endo-1,3-beta-glucosidase 12. Bases 151 to 1578 code for a protein of 475 amino acids. NCBI's taxonomy places the organism in Eukaryota, Viridiplantae, Streptophyta, Magnoliopsida, Brassicales, Brassicaceae. The transcript is spliced from 3 exons. Gene Ontology annotation, molecular function: hydrolase activity, hydrolyzing O-glycosyl compounds. Gene Ontology annotation, biological process: carbohydrate metabolic process. Gene Ontology annotation, cellular component: plasma membrane. The record is from RefSeq and is a predicted model, not a curated record.